Messenger RNA from Brienomyrus brachyistius, 2469 nucleotides. Its product is annotated as calpain-2 catalytic subunit-like. The record is from RefSeq and is a predicted model, not a curated record. Gene Ontology annotation, molecular function: calcium-dependent cysteine-type endopeptidase activity; calcium ion binding. The coding region runs from base 101 to 2203 and encodes 700 amino acids. Gene Ontology annotation, cellular component: cytoplasm. NCBI's taxonomy places the organism in Eukaryota, Metazoa, Chordata, Actinopteri, Osteoglossiformes, Mormyridae. Gene Ontology annotation, biological process: proteolysis. The transcript is spliced from 21 exons.
CUGGCUCUCCUUAUAAGCCAACACAGCUACUGCCCACACUGUACACACAGCUCACUGUGCUCUGUUGACCCUUGCAGCAGCUGACGCAUCGGAUAGCGCAAUGUCGAACAUCGCAGCUUACCUGGCUCAGAAGAAGGCCCGGGCCGAGGGUGAGGGCAGCAAUGACAGGGCCAUUCCCUUCAACAAGCAGGACUUCCAGGCUUUGCAGCAGCAGUGCCUGCAGAGCCGGAGCCUGUUCUGCGAUGACAGCUUCCGCGCCGAGCCAGCCUCGCUUGGCUACAAUGAGCUGGGCCGCUACUCGCCCAAGACCAGGGGAGUGGAGUGGAAGAGACCCACGGAGCUUUGUGCAAAACCUCAGUUCAUUGUCGACGGAGCAAAUCGGACCGAUAUCUGUCAGGGAGCUCUGGGGGACUGCUGGCUGUUGGCAGCCAUCGCGUCCUUGACCUUGGACCAAGACAUCCUGGCACGGGUGGUUCCACAAGGACAGAGCUUCCAGGAGAACUAUGCUGGCAUUUUCCAUUUCCAGUUUUGGCAAUAUGGCGAGUGGGUGGACGUGGUGAUCGAUGACCGGCUGCCCACCAGAGAGGGGAAGUUACUGUUCGUCCACUCUGCUGAGGGAUCUGAGUUCUGGAGCGCCCUGCUGGAGAAGGCCUACGCCAAACUGAAUGGCUGUUAUGAGGCUUUGAGUGGAGGGUCUACCACUGAGGGCUUUGAGGAUUUCACUGGUGGCAUCUCAGAGAUGUACGAGCUUGAUAAAGCUCCACCUUACCUCUUCAAGGUCAUCCAGAAGGCUCUGAGACUAGGCUCACUACUGGGAUGUUCUAUCGAUAUCACCAGCAGCAGCGAAACCGAGGCCAUCACCCGUCAGCAGCUGGUGAAAGGUCACGCUUAUUCAGUCACCGCAGCAGAGGAGGUCAGCUAUUACGGCAGGCCCAUGCAGCUGGUGCGGAUCAGAAACCCCUGGGGGCAAGUGGAGUGGACAGGACCUUGGAGUGAUAAUUCAAGGGAAUGGGACGGUGUCCGUCGUGAGGAGAAGGAAAUGCUGGACAUUCAAGCUGAGGAUGGAGAGUUCUGGAUGGCCUACUCAGACUUCAUAAGGCAGUUCUCCAAGUUGGAGAUCUGUAACCUGACACCCGACACACUGACCAGCGACACGGUGGCUCGCUGGAACCAUUACCAAUUUGACGGCACUUGGGUCAUGGGUGCCACUGCUGGAGGUUGCAGGAAUAACGCAGCCACCUUCUGCUCCAACCCCCAGUUCACGAUCAAGCUGGAGGAGGUGGAUGAUGACCCCCACGAUGGCGUUGAUGGAUGCACCUUCCUCAUGGGCCUUAUGCAAAAGGAUGGCCGCAGGGAGAAACGCUUUGGCCGGGACCUCAACACCAUCGGUUUCGCCAUUUACAAGGUUCCAGAUGAGUACUUGGGCCGCACCAACAUCCACCUGGGCCCUGACGUGCUCCUGAGGCAGCGCGCCGUGGCCAUGAGCAGCACCUUCAUCAACAUGCGUGAGGUCAGCAGCCGCUUCAAGCUACCGCCUGGCCAUUACAUCGUGGUCCCCUCCACCUUUGAGCCACACAAGAAGGGAGCCUUUGUCCUCCGCUUCUUCUCCGAGAAGCAGGCUGCCACCAGUCCUAUGGAAGAUGAUGUCCAAUCAGAAGUACAGGAGCAUGAUAUUUCUGAACAUGAUGUGGAUCCUCAUUUCAAACACCUGUUCUUGCAGAUUUCUGGGCCAGAUGCUGAGGUGUCUCCGUUUGAGCUUGUGCAAAUUCUAAACAGCAUAGUCUCUAAAAGAUCUGAUAUAAAGACAGAUGGAUUUAGCCUCGACACCUGCCGCAACAUCGUCAGCCUUUUUGAUAAAAGUGGAAACUCCAAGCUGGGCCUCCUUGAGUUCCAUGCUCUAUGGAUGAAGAUGCAGAAAUACCUGGAAAUCUUCAAGACAUACGACACUGACAAUUCUGGCACCAUGAGUUCCCAUGAGAUGCGAGAUGCUCUAGCAGCUGCAGGGUUCCAGGUGAACAGCACUAUUCUCCAAGUCAUUGUUUCACGCUACGCUGACACAGAGUACGGCAUCGACUUUGAUUCCUUUGUGGCCUGCCUGAUCCGCCUGGAGAUGCUCUUCAAUAUGUUUAAAACCCUUGAUAAAAUGAACAGUGGGAAGAUCGAGCUGGACAUCUCACAGUGGCUCUGCCUGGCACUUCAUUAAAAUCAAAUGCAAAAAUUGGCUGCAAAAACUACAAGACUUCAGAAAAGAUGAAGAUGUGUGCUGUGCAUCGUCACAUUGCCCGUAAGCAGCCAGUUUAUUGCUGUCCACAAAAAUUACCUGCAUAAAGUACAUUUGUAAUGAAUCACAUCAUUGAUAUAAUGAUUUGAGAUUUCAGUUGUUUUUUAAAGCAGUAUAUUCACGACUGGAUAUACAUGUGACACUGAUGAAUUUCACUAACUCAAAUUAAACCAUCUACUAAAACAAAA